GGCGAGGAGGAGAUAGGAGGAGAGAGAGAGAGACUAACACAAACGCCCGGUCGCUGAUUUUAAACCCACUCCUUUCCUCUCUAUAUCUUUCCCUCGUUCGCUUCGCUCGAGAAAAGAAACCGCGACAGGAUGGGCCGCAAGAAGAAGAAGCAGAUGAAGCCGUGGUGCUGGUACUGCAACAGAGAUUUUGAUGACGAGAAGAUUCUUAUUCAGCACCAGAAAGCAAAACACUUCAAAUGUCAUAUUUGUCAUAAAAAGUUGUAUACAGGUCCAGGUCUUGCAAUUCACUGCAUGCAGGUUCACAAGGAAACAAUAGAUGCAGUCCCAAAUGCUAUUCCAGGAAGAACAGACAUAGAGCUGGAAAUCUAUGGAAUGGAGGGCAUUCCAGAAAAAGAUAUGGAGGAGAGGAGGCGUCUACUUGAACAGAAGACUCAAGCUGAAAGUCAGAAAAAGAAGCAGAAAGAUGAUGAUUCUGACGAGUUUGAUGAUGAUGACACAGAAGCUGGGCCCUCGUACCAACAACAAGGAGUGCAGCAACAGCAGAACUUCAUUUCACAUAUGAACCAGUCGGGUAUGCACAAUGUACCAGGUGCACCCGGGAUUCCACCAGGUGUGCCAACAGUGGUACCAGGUGUUCCUCCUAUGAUGCCAGGAAUGCCUCCGGUGAUGCCAGGGAUGCCUCCAGGAAUGAUGCCUAUGGGUGGAAUGAUGCCUCCAGGACCUGGAAUGCCACCCAUGAUGCCAGGCAUGCACCCUGGUGGGUAUUUGAAAAUGGCUGGCGGCAACCUAGGUAUGCCACCACCUGUUCCACGCCCAGGUGGGCCGUCCAUGACCCAGUCGCAACCUGUGGUUGCACCUGGUGUACCCAGUAGAGCACCACUACCUGGACCUGGUCCACAGCCCCCCAUCGCAAAGCCGCUCUUCCCCAGUGCUGGACAAAUGGGGACUCGUGUUUCAAGCACAACUACAGCCUCCACUACAGCUUCAUCAAAUUCAGCCAACCUCUCAACUUCCUCUAAGCCUCUGUUUCCUAGUGCAGCACAAAGCCAGCAGUCCGUGUCCGGACCAGUGGGUACAGAUUUUAAACCCCUGAGCAGCGCCCCUGUCACCAUUGCAGAACCUCCAAAGCCCACGUUCCCGGCCUACACUCAAUCCACAGCUACCGCUACAAGCACGUCAAACAGUGCCACAGCCAAGCCCGCUGUCCCUGUUACUAGUAAGCCUGCUACUCUAACCACAACUAGUGCAACUAGUAAGUUGAUCCAUCCAGAUGAGGAUAUAUCAUUGGAGGAAAGGAGAGCUCAGUUUCCAAAGUACCAGCGUAACAUCCCUCGUCAAGGCCAGGCGACAAUGGGGCCACCACCAGUUGGGCCGAUGGGCGGCAUGAUGCCACCACAACAAGGGAUGCCACCUCAGCAAACAGCGAUGCGACCUCCCAUGCCACCACCAGGUCAGUAUGGUGGCCCUCCCCAGGGAAUGCCAGGAUACCUCCCUGGUGGCAUGCCUCCAUAUGGACAGGGACCUCCUAUGGUGCCUCCUUACCAGGGUGGACCCCCUCGACCGCCAAUGGGAAUGUCCGGAAUGAGGCCCCCAGUAAUGUCGCAGGGGGGCCGUUACUGAAGCUGCUGUACCUACAUAAAUAGGUUUGGAGAUUCAACCUUUUCUCAACUUGCUGUUAACUAGACAAGCUUCAGUGACAAUAAGUGACUUUAACUUUUUUUUUAAAGAAAAAAAAACGUAAACCUCUUCCAGCCUGCUAAAUGAUGACCACAAAAAACUUACUGAACGCUGCAACAUGCUGUUCUUAUUUUACCUCUAGCAGGGAAAAGAAAAUCGUACUCUUGAAAAGCAAAACCCUGUCAGAGUAUUUUCUCUCUCUCCUCUCCCAUUCCCUGCACCCCACCCUCCCAAUGUUAUUGCAAUUCAUGUUGUAUAGCUUCUUUUCUCGUGUUUCAUCUAGGUUUUUAGAAGUGAAGUAUAAUAAAUGUGGUCCGUUUAUAUAUUUAAAAAAUUGAAGGCGCUGGAGUUACAUGAACGUACAGUACCACCUUUUAAAGGCAAGUUCUGUAAAUUAAAAUUUGCUUUUGAAUUAAAAUCAGAAGUGAGGCCUUCACAGCACAUUUAGGUGCUGUUGGACUGUUGUGUCCCCAACAUUGUUUGGUGAAGGCUUCUGGUGUAAUUUCUUGUUUCUGUCCCAAAUACCUGUUCAGUUGCUUUUUGAUUAUGUAACUGUUGAACGUGCCCCGUAUCCAGCUGGAUGCCGGGCUUAACAAAACUAUUUUUGAACAUAAACAGGGGCAUACCAAAUUUCUGUAUUGUUGUAAAGCUUAUUGUAAUAAAACUUGAUGGAAACAUUAA
Molecule: messenger RNA, 2358 nt
Organism: Leucoraja erinaceus (little skate)
Lineage: Eukaryota; Metazoa; Chordata; Chondrichthyes; Rajiformes; Rajidae
Product: BUB3-interacting and GLEBS motif-containing protein ZNF207-like
Exons: 11
Coding region: 130-1620 (496 amino acids)
Cellular component (GO): nucleus
Source: RefSeq, a predicted model, not a curated record